This is a messenger RNA of Aureobasidium subglaciale EXF-2481, 363 nucleotides long. Its product is annotated as glycoside hydrolase family 45 protein. The record is from RefSeq and is a predicted model, not a curated record. The annotation marks the transcript as partial. NCBI's taxonomy places the organism in Eukaryota, Fungi, Ascomycota, Dothideomycetes, Dothideales, Saccotheciaceae. The transcript has a single exon.
CCAGGCUACUCAGCCGCCCUAUCCCAAAACGCCUUUGGCGUAGGUCCCGGCGCCGGCGCCGGUCCCGCCUGCGGCACCUGCUGGAAACUGACCGCCCUGACCGAUUCCUCCGGCAACAAGCUCUCCAACUCUGGAAACAGCAUUGUAGUCCAAAUCACCAAUUUGUGUCCAGCGAAUGGAAAUCCUCUAUGCUCUCAAAACGGCUUGGGAGGAACUAAUCAAUAUGGUGCUAAUUUGAACUUUGACCUUUGCUUGAAUAGUGGUGCCAACACGGCUUUGUUUGGGAAUUCGGGGGUUGGGUUGGCGGUGGGGAGUGCGGUGCAGGUUUCUUGUAGUCUGUGGAGUGGUACUGUUAUCCGUUGA